Molecule: messenger RNA, 1737 nt
Organism: Prunus dulcis (almond)
Lineage: Eukaryota; Viridiplantae; Streptophyta; Magnoliopsida; Rosales; Rosaceae
Product: protein TIFY 6B
Exons: 7
Coding region: 277-1431 (384 amino acids)
Biological process (GO): regulation of jasmonic acid mediated signaling pathway; regulation of defense response; response to wounding
Cellular component (GO): nucleus
Source: RefSeq, a predicted model, not a curated record
CAGGAAAGACAGAGAGAGGUCAGAGCUACUGGAACUUGUCAUUUAAGAGCUCUCAGCCAGCCAUGUCACAUGUGCUUCUCUUCUUUACUAGCUCUAUGCUCUCAUCUCCCUAAAGAAAAAGCGGCAGCUUUCUAGUAUUGGAAGUUAAGGUUUUCGUUCUUGUUGGUUUCUGAGAUUCAACGAAAAGAGCUCUUCUUUUUGCGGUGGUUGGGCUUCAAGGGUUUGGAAGUUCAUUUCUUGUUGUUGGCGUGUAAUUUAGCUAAAAGAUUGGAAUUAAUGGAGAGGGAUUUUUUGGGUUUGAGUUCAAAGAAUGGCAACCUGACUGUGAAAGAGGAGGCCAAUGAAGAAGCCAAGAAUUCAGCGCUACCAAGAAGUUCAGGGAUGCAGUGGUCAUUUUCAAACAAGGUUUCUGCACUUCCACAAUUCCUGUCUUUCAAGGCUCCCCAAGAAGGCGGGUCAAGAAAAACUGUUCAUGAUACAUCUGCAUUUAUGACUAUAUCAACUGCUGAUGCUUUUCACUUCAGCCAGAAGCCAUUCUCUGGUGUUAUCCAGAAAAAUUUCACUCUUGAUAAGCAAGCUGGAAACCAUUAUGCAAUGACAGUCUCUCCUGUGCAGCAGUUUGAUGCACAUUCAGUGCAUCACUCUCAAGACCAAAGGAUUCCGGUUGGUUUUAGCACUCCUCUUCUCCAAUCCCAUCCCCCUGUUGGGCAGAACAUGGCUGGUUCUACAACAAAACUGCAACCACUUGGAGGAGUUCCAGUUGUGGCCCCUGUACCUCUUCUUCCUUCUAAAAGUUCCCUAGUUGGUACCGCUGAUCUCAGGAAUGCAUCCAAAUCUUCUGGGGCGCCUGCUCAAUUAACCAUCUUUUAUGCUGGUUCUGUGAAUGUUUAUGAUGAUAUAUCUCCUGAGAAGGCCCAGGCUAUUAUGUUGCUGGCUGGAAAUGGACCUUCUCCAACUCACUGUAAGGCACCUACCAUAGCUCAAGUGCCGGCACCCAUCCCUAGACCUUCCCCAGGCGAUGGUGUUUUCAGGAACCAGGCCCAUAUUACAUCUACAAUCUCUGGGCUUCCAAGCCAUCUUUCCGUGACUUCACAUGCUAGUUCUCACUCUGGAGGAGCAUUUAGCAGCACCAAUGAAUUAGCUAUAGUGAAACCUGUAGGAACUUCAGCAUCUCCUAUUGACCACUCAGAGGCUUCUAAAGUAGUCAGUUCAGUGGGAUCUGCCAUGACAAACCUGAUUCCAGCAGUACCAGUGCCUCAAGCACGCAAAGCAUCCUUGGCUAGAUUCUUUGAGAAGCGCAAGGAGAGGAUGAUGACCACAUUGCCAUACAAUGUCAGCAAAAAAUCUCCAGAGUGUAGCACACCUGGAUCUGAUGGUCUGAGUUUCUCUUUCAACUCUUCUGGUUCUUGCCCUCCUCAAGCUAUAAAUUAGCCCCUUACGACGGGUGGCUGUAGCCGAAGGGAAGAAAUAACGAAGUUUCCAACUGCGCUUCAGCGAUGUUGGCACUGAUCAUUAUUUGACAAUUACUUCUUGUACUUGUUGUAAGAUAAAAUUUUUGACCUGAAGAUUUAGAUAAAUAUGAUAGAUAGAUAUAUAUAAAUAUGGUUCAAGUGUUGAGUUCAAGUGUUGUAAAAAUGAUUGUUUUUACAUCGGAAGCACAAUUCUGAUCAUGUUUUUGUAUUGAUAUGUUGUACCAAUUGACAUUAAUGAAAGGGAACUCAAUAUCAUUUUGCUUAA